AUGUCUCGAGACUACCACCAACUACCCACUGCUGGGGGCGAUCUCCCCCUAAACCCACCUUCGUAUGAAGAAACCCACAAUAGCAACAACAAUAACAGCGACCACCGUGACAGUAUCGGAAGCCAUGGAAGUGACACCUCUUCAUUGAGUGAUCUUGAAGCCAACAUUAAUUUCGAGGAAUUCGAAAUUGACGACCCCAACAAUAAUUUGUUCGCCCAAAAUAAUGCCCUGAGGCUAUUGGAAACCGCAGGGUCGGUAUCGCGGUCUAUCCGAUCUGGAUUUAGUUCCAAGAUCGUCCUGCCCAUCACCAGGCUUCUUGAUCCCAUUGCCGACACCUGGCACACCAUUACCAUCAAAUUCAACGUGAUAAUUAGCAAGUUUGGCAAUCCGUUAAUCAUCAAACGAUUCCUCUAUGUGUUUUUUGUCUCCACCCUCAUUUACCUAGUGGUUUCCUCGGGUCUUUAUCCGACAAGUCGGGCCCUGAUCAAUGGACAAUUCAAUGAUCCAGAAAUCUUGCUUGCGUACAUUAAAUCUCAUAUGGAUCCCCAAAAUAUGCAAGAAAACUUGGAAUAUUUGAGUUCGAUUCCCCAUAUGGCAGGCACUGCUGGCGAUUUGGCCCUCGCACGGUACAUCAAUAACGUUUAUACCAAAGUGGGGAUCAAUCCAAAAGAGUUCAGCGAGGUGGAAAGUUUUGUAAAUUAUCCAGAUGUUGCCAGAUUGGAAUUGAAAAGGGGUGAAGGAUAUGACGAAUAUAUUGCCAAGUUAACCGAACCUCAAUCGAUCAUAAUAAAUGACAACAAUACCACCGCCGACGAAACACAAUCUUCACCAAAUCAAGAUUUACCAUUUAAAGCAUUCAAUUUCUUAUCAAUGGAUGGGAAAGUGGAGGCACCGGUAGUGUAUGUGAAUUACGGGCGUACCAUUGACUACGAAUCCCUACAAAAUAUUGGGGCCAAUUUUCAAAAUUCCAUUUGUCUAGGCCGAUACGGGAAGAUCUCUGCCCCUUCAAAAAUCCAAAUCGCCACCCAGCAUAAUUGUAAAGCCAUGGUAUUUUUCAAAGACCCCCAAUACAUGGAUCUUACCCAAGAAGACAAUAGGGUAGUGAUUGAAAAACAGAUGGUAUCAUUUCCAGCAAUUUCUUCAGGGGAUGUCUUAACCCCAGGAUGGCCGUCAAUUGAUAGUAAUCCUCGUAUCCCAUGGGAAAAUUCAGAAACUGCUCCACAUAUCCCAUCGAUUCCUGUAUCUUACAAUGAUAUUCUACCAUUUUUCAAGGCGUUAAAUUCCAAAGGGGUUAAUAUCAAUACUGAGGAUGAGAAUUUCAAAGAUUGGGGAUUUGGUAACGAUGAAAUGAUCAAAGAACUCGGUUAUUCUCAGCCAUGGACCGGCACCGCGGAUAGCGGGGCGGCAGCAGUGGAAGCACUACUCGAAGUGCAAACCAAUAAGCGCGAACUGAAGGCCCUUUGGAAUAUUGUCGGGAAAAUAGAAGGAUCAGAACAAUCGGAAAAGGCGAUAAUUAUUGGAGCCCAACGUGAUGCUAGUUGUUUCGGCGCGGUUAACCCUAACACUGGGACUGUUGUGUUGCUUGAGCUAGUGAAAUUAUUUACCGAGAUGCAAAAGAAGCUCAAUUGGGAACCCCUUAGAUCGAUUUAUUUCAUCAGCAUUGAUGGUAGUGAAUAUAACUAUGCUGGUUUAACUGAGUGGAUAGAAGAACGCUUCAGGGAAAUCAGAAAAGAAAUUUUCGCCUACAUCGAUUUGGGGGAUGCGGUUAGUGGGGAUACUUUGGAAAUCAUGGCUCAUCCAGCAUUCGAGGCGUUGAUUUCCGAUGUUUUAGAUAAUGCGAAUGAUCCAAAUUUCAAAGAUCAAACUGAAGAUAAUGAUGAAAAUACUAAUACUGAUAACAAAUUAUCUGCGGUUUUCAAUAAUAAUUUCCAAACUGUUAGGAUGUAUGGGAACUCUUACCCAUUCUUAUCAUUCGUUGGGACUCCGGUAGUCCAAGUGAAGUAUACCAAUGCCAAAACCGAACCAACCGAUGAAUAUUCCCAUCGAUACCCUAAAAAUAGCUGUUUGGAUACAUUCCAACGGUUCCAAGAUUUGCAAGUCGAUCCAGAUAUGAAAUUCCAUUCGUCGGUAGUGGACAUUAUAUCAAGAAUUAUGAUCAAGCUUGUGGACGAUCCGAUCAUUCCAUACUCUCUUGAUGCUUUUGUGACUAGAGUGAACUCGUAUCUUGAGGAUUUGAGCCAAUACUGCUUGGCCGUUGCCGAACAGAAACAUUUUGAUGCCAAUCGGGCUCUCAAUACCGGUGGUCUUACCCAAUCAAUGGAAAUCCUUAAAAAAAUCGGCGAUCAAUUAACAGUGUGGGCCCGUACAUGGACCGAUAUAGUGUUCACGGAAAACUUGGGGAUUGAGCCUUCUUUACUUUCGGUGCAUCGUUGGGACUGGAACAGCAAACUCAUAUAUUUGCAAAGAUUCCCAAUUGUGGAAACCGGUCUCCCAAAUAGAGCCUGGGUUAAAAAUAUGUUGUUUGCUCCGCAACUCUACGAACCAGAAGUUUAUCAGGAUAAGGAGACCCAGAAGAAGUUUGAAUGGUGGACGUUUCCUAGUGUUAGAGAUGCGAUCUAUCAAAAUCAUUGGGACGAUGCCCAAAAAGAAAUCGAUCAACUUGCGCAAAUGAUUAAAGAUGCUGCCGAUGCGUUCUUUGGUGUAUAA
Messenger RNA from Saccharomycopsis crataegensis, 2706 nucleotides. It is a transcript of the gene TRE2, whose product is annotated as putative zinc metalloprotease. The record is from RefSeq and is a predicted model, not a curated record. NCBI's taxonomy places the organism in Eukaryota, Fungi, Ascomycota, Saccharomycetes, Ascoideales, Saccharomycopsidaceae. The coding region runs from base 1 to 2706 and encodes 901 amino acids. The transcript has a single exon. Gene Ontology annotation, molecular function: carboxypeptidase activity.